Molecule: messenger RNA, 2220 nt
Organism: Parascedosporium putredinis
Lineage: Eukaryota; Fungi; Ascomycota; Sordariomycetes; Microascales; Microascaceae
Source: the annotation of a GenBank genome assembly
AUGGCCGACUCCCUCGCUAGCCUGAGGGUCUACAACUCCCUUCAACCCGGCGGCCCCGUCCAGUUCAAUCCUAGGGACCCCGGCAAGGUGACGUGGUACGCCUGUGGCCCUACCGUCUACGACAAGAGCCACCUGGGUCACGCGAGGAACUAUGUCUCCACCGAUAUCAUCCGGCGCAUCAUGAUGCACUACUUUAACCUUGAUGUCAAUUUCGUAAUGAAUAUCACUGACAUCGAUGACAAGAUCAUCAUCAGAGCGAGGCGCCACCGCCUUCUCGAGCUGGAAAAGAAGAAGAACCACUCAGAAGAUAAGCUCCAAGAGCUCGCGCUCGAUGCUUUCCGCGCCUAUGCCAAGAGCAACCUCCCCGCCCUCGUCGUUGAGGGGUCCGACUUGGAUGCGUCCAGCUACGAGUCUCGAAGAGAUGCCGCCUAUGGAAAGGUUCUUGCCGGUGAGGCGCUUGCAGAGGAUGCGAGGCCGGGCGAGGCCGAGGCCAAGAUCAAGAUGCACAUUUCCAACACCGAUUCCGCUGCAAGGGCCAUCAAGCAGGGCCAGAUCUUCCCAGGAGCCGACGAGAUCUUCCUGCCGUACCUGGACUCUCUCUACAAGGACACGUUUGAUACGAGCGACCAGUCCGUCUUCACUGAGCUUACCAAAACCAUGGAGGACCUCUUCUUUGCGGACAUGAAAGCUCUCAACGUCCUGCCGCCUGAUGUCAUCACCAGGGUUACCGAGUACGUUCCCCAAAUCGCCAAAUUUGUCGAGCGCAUUGUCGACAAAGGCUUCGCCUACGAAGCCGAGGGAUCUGUCUACUUCGACAUCGCCGCUUUCGAAAAGGCUGGAAACCAGUACGCGAGGUUGCGGCCCGAAAGCCGGAAUGACAAGUCUCUGCAGGAGGAAGGCGAAGGAUCCCUGUCCAAGAACCUUGGUGGCAAGAGGAGCGCUGGCGAUUUCGCGCUAUGGAAGAAGUCGAAAGCUGGAGAGCCUUACUGGCCCAGUCCCUGGGGCAGUGGUAGGCCCGGUUGGCAUAUCGAGUGCUCCGUGAUGGCGUCUGAGAUUUUGGGCUCCUCGAUGGAUAUCCACUCCGGUGGCAUAGAUCUUGCCUUCCCUCACCAUGACAACGAGCUUGCCCAGAGUGAGGCCUACUUCUGCGAGCCGGGUAAGGGGAGCAUAGCUGGCAUGCGCAUCGUCUUCCUCCUUGGAAAGUGGCAUGAUGGUGUCGAGAUUUCUCCCGAGAUGCGAUCCCACGCGGAUGGCUGGGAGUCCACUGUGAAUGACCAAAAGAAGAGCGAAAUCGCCGCCCAGUUCGAACAAGCAAAGACAGACUUUACCGCGGCGCUCUGCAACUCUUUCGACACGCCCCAAGCCAUGCAGGUUAUCUCCGGAAUAAUAAAGGAUGCAAACAUUCAUCUCAAAGCUGUCAAAGAUCAGGCUGAUCUCGUUACCAUCGAGGCCAUCGCCAGAUGGGUUACCAGGGUCGUCGGUGUUUUGGGCCUCGAUGAGAAUGCUGCGCCACCGUACGAAGGCCUAGGCUGGGCUUCAACCAAGGUCGCCGCGGAUCAGGAUCCGGCCGACGCUAUCAAGCCUUACACCGCAGUCUUGGCCAGCGUAACCGCCGCCGUACAGCAGCUUCAGCUCAGCGCGGAGCCAAUCAAGCAGCUUCUAGAGAAGGUUCCGGACGCUGAUUUCCAGUCCCUUGUGGACAACGGUAUUCGGGACAUCGAGCAACUGGCCUUGCCCUACCUUCGCUCGGUCUCUAGCCUCCGUGACGAGUUGCGCAAGCUUGUGGGCACCGUCUCGCCCGAAGUAAAGAAGAGCAUUCUCUCCCUCACCGACAGCAUCCGCGACGUGGAUCUCACCAACCUCGGUGUCUAUCUUGAUGACAGGCCCGAUGGCCAGCCAUCCUUGAUCAAAUUCGUGCCGGCUGCAGAGCUCAUCGCGGCCCGCGAGGAGAAGGCGGCGCGUGAGCUCGAGCGCGUUCGACAAAAGGAGGAGGCGAGGAUAGCCCGCGAGAAGGCGGAACAAGAGAAGCUCGCCAAGGCGCGCGUAAAUCCCCGCGACAUGUUCAGGGGUGACGAUCGGUUCUCGGCUUGGGACGAAGCGGGUCUGCCCACCAAGAUGAAGGAUGGGAGCGACGUGCCCAAGAGCCAGCUGAAGAAGUUGCAAAAGGAACACCAAAAGCAGACAAAGUUAUACCAGGAGGCUGUAGGCAAGGAGGCGUAA